Nothobranchius furzeri (turquoise killifish) is the source of this 2781-nucleotide messenger RNA. RefSeq names its product G protein-coupled receptor 142 (gene gpr142). Gene Ontology annotation, molecular function: G protein-coupled receptor activity. Gene Ontology annotation, cellular component: plasma membrane. The record is from RefSeq and is a predicted model, not a curated record. Lineage: Eukaryota; Metazoa; Chordata; Actinopteri; Cyprinodontiformes; Nothobranchiidae. Gene Ontology annotation, biological process: G protein-coupled receptor signaling pathway.
UGCUGGGUUUGGUCGGUAUUUGAAUUUUGGACCCAGGCUUCAGUCAAACAGCUUUAAGUGGAUUUAAUUUGUCACUUUUUGAUACUGAUGGCACUUCAGAAUGAAUUCUUGUAAAAAAAAUGCCUCGAUGAGCCGUUCCAUCAUCUUUUCUCACACUUUCAUUUGAUCCAUUUCCUCCCUUUGAACACACCAGUCUCCUCCCCCGUCCUCCCCUUCGUUUUCACUCCCCUCGUCUUCAUUGCGCUCCUCUCACAAAGCUCAGCUGUUGUAGUGAUGUGCCGACGGCCUGGAUUCCUCUCCUCCUCCUCCUCCUCCUCCUACUCCACUGUCUCCUUGCCGACUGUCCAGCAGGGACUCUGUAGGAGCCCCGGGCGGGGGAUCAACAGUGAAGAAGAGCGGCUGUGCUCCAGAAGGAGAGGCUCAGUGAAAACUGAAUGUGAAGGGAACCACGAAGGUCAUGAUCAGCUGGCCCAAUGCAACAGCGUCCGGCCAUGAGGAGCUGGACCUGAAACCUGAUCAGCUGCAGAAGUCCAAAUGUGUCCUGGGAUUCAUUCCUGUCAUCUACUACAGCAUCCUGCUCUGUGUGGGAGUACCAGUGAACAUCCUGACGGCGGUGGCCCUGUCCAGGCUGGCGUCCCGCACUAAGAAGGCUCUGUACUACUACCUGUUAGCCAUCACAGGCUCAGAUAUCCUCUCUCAACUCUUCAUCAUCUUUGUGGGCUUCUUGCUGGAGACGGCUGUUUUCCACCGUGACGUUCCCGUGCUCCUGCUGCAUUCGGUCAGUGCUGCAGAGUUUGCUGCUAACCAUGCCUCCAUCUGGUCCACCGUCCCCCUCACAGUGGACCGUUAUGUGGCGCUGUGCCACCCUCUCAUCCAUCGACAGAUUAGCUACCCAGAACGAGCCAGGAAGAUCAUUGGCGCUGUGCUGCUGCUGUCGCUGGCAUCCGGUGUUCCUUUCUUCUGGUGGUCAGACAUGUGGAGGAACAGCCACCCUCCCACGGCGCUGGACACCAUCCUCAUAUGGACCCAUGUGACCAUCAUCUACUUCCUGCCCUGCAGCAUCUUCUUGCUUCUGAACUCUCUGAUUAUCCACACACUGAGGCAGAGGCAGCAGCCCUGCCAGGAGGAGCGUGGACGUCCCAGACGACUCGGGAAGACCACGGCCAUGCUGCUGGCCCUCACCUCUGUCUUCUCAGUCCUGUGGGCCCCCAGGACCGUUGUGGUCAUCUACCACCUGUAUGUGUCCUCAGUCCACAGAGACUGGCGUGUCCACCUGGCCUAUGACCUGUCCAACAUGCUGGCCAUGCUCAACACUGCCGUUAACUUCUUUCUGUACUGCUUUGUGAGCAGGCCAUUCCGCAGCGCUGUGCGGGACAUCCUGCUGCUCCGAGGGGGGCCUCUGGACCCUCACAGGGCUCUGCCCCAACAACAGGCUCCGACCAACGCCUCCAUCUCCUCGCUGUGCAGUGGGAACAACAAACGCUCGCAGCGAGACUCAAUCCCUCUGUCACCUCACAGAACAAGAAAGCCUUCAUGACCUCAUGAUCACCUCCUCCAUUAAUCUAAAACACCCGCCGUCCCACGGUCCUGGUGCACUUUGGACCUUGGGGACUAAACCCUGCGUUCCAGGCACGACCGUGGACGGCAGCCAGUCGGCCUGCAUCGGUCUCACAGGAACCCAACUCAUGGUUUUUGUCUUCUGUGACCUAGACCUGUUUGUCCGCUAAAUCAAACAAGACCACUAACUAUUUAUUUUUCCAACAAACUAUUUGACCAAAUGUAGGGCGAUAUUUUUCCUUCUCCAUUGAUGGUGGUUAUGUGAAAACUGUUUUAUUGUUCCCUUGGAAGAAAACAGCUUUUAUCAGAUUUACUCUGACCUCAGAGUUCAGCAGGACUUUAAAUGAUUUGUUUGCUUGAUACUAGAUGUGAUGAAGCAAUCUAUCCAAUAAAUAAAAGAAAAACAAUUUCAGUUGGUUGUUUUUUAAGUAUCUGUGGCUGAUUGAAGCCACUGAAAUGGGGAAAUUGUCCUCUGCAGCUCGAUCUGUGGAACAAAUCCCAAAGAGAAGACUCUGUUCUUCAAACAGCCACCCUGCUGCAACUCCAAGCAGCAGGACUUUAGCUCCAACUGAACAAACUGCACAUCAGCCGGAUGGUGCACGCUCUCACGCAUGCAUGAAUGUGUACAGUCAGCUGGUACAUUUCUAUUUACACUGAACACUGAAUCAGUGAAGCUUCAUGAAAACUGCAUCAGUUCAAUUCAAACUACCAGACAAUGACUGAAAACCGUGACUGUAAUGCCACAUCUGUAUCCUGUAACAAGUGGAAAUGAUUUGUUUUUACUGCAGAGCUUGAGCUCUGCUCAGUCAAUAAAAGUUGAACUUUUUUAAUUCCUUGAAAGUUGGUUAUUUUAAACCUCAUUAAACCAGACUUUCACAAUCCUUACAAAAUAUGAACAACAAUUAAUGACCUUUUGAUGUAUCCGAGAAUGUUGGGACUUUUCACAUUCUUUAAACGUGUUUCGUUUUUUCAUAAUUCUUCAUUUAUAAUCAGUUUUGCUCUACAUUAUCUGAUGCAGUCCACUUUUUUUGCUGUCAUGGUUCCUCCUUGGGUUUACAGCAACAGAAAAACACAUUCACUCAGCUCAUAAGGCCCAGUGUCGGCCCCAGUUGGGUUCUGAGAUCUGCCGCGUGCUGCCUGACAGUAACAGAGAACAAAUUUAUCAGAGCAAAGGAAGUGAAAGAAAGAAUAAAACACCUACAAACAUAAUGAGGUUAUGAUCUA